Molecule: messenger RNA, 833 nt
Organism: Erinaceus europaeus (western European hedgehog)
Lineage: Eukaryota; Metazoa; Chordata; Mammalia; Eulipotyphla; Erinaceidae
Gene: MGST3
Product: microsomal glutathione S-transferase 3
Exons: 7
Coding region: 162-722 (186 amino acids)
Cellular component (GO): endoplasmic reticulum; nuclear envelope; membrane
Molecular function (GO): glutathione peroxidase activity; glutathione transferase activity
Source: RefSeq, a predicted model, not a curated record
GGCUUCACGGCCUUGGGGUGGGUCCUCUUGUCCCAGGGGGCGGAACUUAGCGGGCCUGUGGGUGUGGUCUGUGUGGACGUGGUCUCGUCUGGCCCCUCCCCGGGGCCUGACUGCGCACACUGGGAUCGCUAGGGCUGCUGCAACCGCGGACCAGAGCCAACAUGGCCGUGCUAUCUAAGGAAUAUGGCUUCGUGGUCCUGACAGGUGCCGCCAGCUUCAUCAUGGUUGCUCACCUUGCCAUCAAUGUGGCCAAGGCCCGCAAGAAGUACAAAGUGGAGUAUCCUACAAUGUACAGUAUGGACCCAGAAAAUGGACACCUCUUCAACUGCAUUCAGCGGGCCCACCAGAACACGUUGGAAGUAUACCCUCCUUUCUUAUUCUUCCUGGCUGUUGGAGGUGUUUACCAUCCGCGCAUCGUCUCUGGCUUGGGCCUGGCCUGGAUUGUGGGGAGAGUCCUAUAUGCUUACGGUUACUACACUGGAGGACAGAAAGAAAUGGAGAGAGAACGGGAAGAUGGGGAGAUAAAGAUAGACACCUGCAGACCUGCUUCACCGCCUGUGAAGCGACUCCCCUGCAGAGCCCAGGAAGCGCAGUCGGGGUGCCCUGGGUUCUAUUGCCCUCCUGGGUCUGAUGGGCACCACAGUGUGUGCAGCCUUCCAGCACCUGGGCUGGGUGAGAAGUGGCCUGGGUGGUGGGCAGCAUUGCUGCCACUGAAGACAUAGGAGAGGACCAGAGGCUCUGUUGCUCCACUCGUCCAUCUCCAAUGACUUCUGAUUGCAACUUUUUUUUUCUAAAUGUAAUAAAAAUUCCUGUGGCAUCAGCCUCAGCCCUAA